Messenger RNA from Trypanosoma cruzi, 465 nucleotides. RefSeq lists its product as uncharacterized. The record is from RefSeq and is a predicted model, not a curated record. The transcript has a single exon. The coding region runs from base 1 to 465 and encodes 154 amino acids. Lineage: Eukaryota; Euglenozoa; Kinetoplastea; Trypanosomatida; Trypanosomatidae.
AUGCGUUGCAGUCGCCUAACGUCUUCUCAUGCAGCAGCGGCGCCUGUUUUGUCUGGCGAGGCGGCUGCCAGCAGGGAGCUGCAGUGGACACCGCAGCAACUGUGCUACCGGCAGCUUAUGAAGAGCCUGCGCGCGGCGUACUUUCAUGACCGGUCGAAACUCUUUUGGUCACGCCACCGAGUGCUCGUGGAGUUCUACAAGUACUCCGGCGAAACAAAUGAGGAGGCGAUUCGGCAGCUUGUGGGCGUUGGGCUCGAGGUCGCGGCGUUUAUUGAGCAUCACAUGCGCACGGAUGUGGAGCGCAUCAUCAAACACAAUGAGACAAUACUGAUGCUUCCGCCAGGAAAGGCGAAGAAGUUCCGCGCCGACUACCUCCUUGCCGAGAAGCAGCAUGACUCAUGGUGCAAGCAGAAGAUCAAAGCCAUUCUCACGCGAAGACCGCCGCCGCCGUACCCCUUUUUUUAG